AUGGCCCUGCAAAGCAUUAGCUCACCCCCCAGCAACGGGGAUCUAGAAGUCGAGGUGAAAAGUGCAAGGAUGACAGCUACCGAAAUAAUCAAUAGCCACCGCAUAAGAGAAAGCCUAUCUCCGUUGUUCAGCGAGAACACACUCGCGAAAAUCAUCGGUGCCGCUGAGUUAUUCUUGGAUCAAAAUGAUCCUCCAAUUCAGUUUCCAGAGACAGUUCCCCAAGCCGGCCCAACUCGGGGAGAGUACCAAUGCAGGGAUGCGGAGUUCUGGACAUGUGGUUUCUUCCCUGGUAGUCUCUACUGCCUUCUCGAACGACUUCGAAAGUACCCGGGAACGACAAUUUCCAAUAUCUCAAAUACCUCGAGCGAUCCAAAAGCCUUUCAACGCAGCCUUAUUUCCCACCUGACUAAUCUCUGCCGAACAUGGUCCGCACCAUUGUAUCCGAUGUCUGCUCGGACAGACACGCAUGAUCUUGGAUUCAUUGUCCAACCUGCGCUCCGGAGGGAUUGGGAACUGUUUGGCAAUCAAGAGAGCUUGAAUGUGUUGCUACAUGCUGCCGAUAGUCUCGCUAGCAGAUAUGAUGAGAAGAUUGGGGCUAUUCGGAGCUGGGACAGUUUCACAAAUGCGCAUCACAACUUCGUGAGCCUGGAAGAUGACUUUCUGGUGAUUAUUGAUAAUCUCGAUCUUCUAUUCUACGCAGGCAACUAUACGCGGAACCCUCAUCUUAUUUCUAUCGCGACAACGCACGCUACCACUCUCCUGACAUCGCAUCUUCGGAAAGAGCCAAUUUCAAGCAACGCGAGCCUUUACUCAACAUACCAUGGUGUCAAUUUUUCUCCACAAAAAGGAACAGUCAAAAGGAAGUUCACGGCGCAAGGAUACGCCGACGAGUCAACCUGGGCACGUGGUCAAGCGUGGGCGAUCCUAGGUUAUGCGCAGACUUAUUCCUGGACUAAAAAGCAGGAAUUCUUAGACGCUGCAAAGGGUCUAGCGGACUAUUUCAUCUAUCGCUUGGAGACUGCCCCCAAGAUUGUCGAAGAGGGAGGCUGCGGGCGUCAUGUUCCGCUCUGGGAUUUCGAUGCCCCGAUCACAUACACCACUGUUAACGGGACGCAGGCUCCAUUAAGAGAUGUUUCUGCUGGGAUGGCUGCUGCGAACGGCAUGGUUAUCCUGUAUGGACAGCUUCUAUGGAUUGGGGAGCAUGAGACUGCGAGGCGAUACCUGGAGUAUGCGAUGGCCAUUGUGAAGGAUACUAUCGCACUGGCGUAUAAUCGUGACAGUCUGUCUUUGAAACUCGACGAAAAGAGCUUGAAGGUUGGAGUCGAGAAAGUUGAAGGCGCAGAUAGGCGCCGAUUUGAUGCGAUCUUGGAAAGAUCAACUGCUAAUUUCAAUGGGGAUCAUGCGGACCGAGCUUGGGAUCAUGGGCUUGUUUAUGCGGACUACUACUUUUUGGAGUUUGGGAACAGAUUGCUAGACAUAGGUUUGAUUUGA
This is a messenger RNA of Penicillium vulpinum, 1491 nucleotides long. RefSeq names its product glycoside hydrolase family 88 protein. NCBI's taxonomy places the organism in Eukaryota, Fungi, Ascomycota, Eurotiomycetes, Eurotiales, Aspergillaceae. Gene Ontology annotation, biological process: polysaccharide catabolic process. Bases 1 to 1491 code for a protein of 496 amino acids. Gene Ontology annotation, molecular function: chondroitin hydrolase activity. The transcript is spliced from 3 exons. The record is from RefSeq and is a predicted model, not a curated record.